Molecule: messenger RNA, 1967 nt
Organism: Schistosoma turkestanicum
Lineage: Eukaryota; Metazoa; Platyhelminthes; Trematoda; Strigeidida; Schistosomatidae
Source: the annotation of a GenBank genome assembly
AUAUUGGACUUUGGAUCUACUGACACAUUUUUGUUCGUUAUCUGCAACGCAUUCGAAACCUUACUCGCCAAUGUCCAAUAGUUUUUCCACAAGCUAGUAUAAACCGGUUAGCUUCUUUGCGCUCGAUUUUUGUUCCUUCGAUAACCUCACCCCCCAGCACACAAGGUAUCUUCCGGCUAAACGCAAACUUACAAAACGUUGAAGGAACACAUCCUUUCAUUUUAUAUAACUUUCCCGACAAGUUUUAUUUCCCAGUAACUGCUAUAUCUAUUUGGUGAUGCUUAGUGGUUGUUGCAGGUAUCGUUACCGUUGGAACCAUUUGAAUCUCCGCAAUUGGUUAGCUUUCUGGUGUUUUGGUUUGGGUAAUAAUUUCUCAUAUGUGAUCAUGUUAAGUGCGGCCGCGGAUAUUAUUCGAAAGCAGCAACAUUCACAAAUCGAAUUUACUAAGAACAUCAGUAUAUCUCACACAAAUUGCACAGAAAUUGGAACGGGUAGUGUCCUGUUGGCAGAUAUACUUCCGAGUAUGAUUUUCAAGUUUAUUUCUCCAAUAUUCAUACAAAAGCUUCAUUUCCAUUUAAAAAUUUUAUGUGCUGUCCUGCUGGCUAUUAAUAGUUUCUUGAUGGUCUCAUUUUCCCAGUCUUUCACUAUGAGUCUUUUAGGGAUUAUGUCGGCAAGUUUAUCAUCAGGAAUCGGAGAUGUUACUUUCUUAAGUAUGCUAGCCUUCUUUGAAAAAUCUUGUGUUUCAGCUUGGUCAUCUGGAACUGGUGCAGCUGGAUUAAUUGGUUCAUUUUGUUAUGUUGGUUUGACGUCAAUAACUACACCAGAAAUUACUUUAUGUAUUGUUAUUGUAGUUCCAUGUAUUACAUUGUUAGUGUAUUUCUUCGUUUUAAAUAGACCUCAUCAUGAAAAAUUUCGACUGUGCUUCAACAACCCUGUGGAUUUUUCAUCCGACAACUCUAGCAUGUCAACGGAGAGAAUAAAUGCAUUCGAGACCAAUGUUGAGGAGUCAGAGGAUAAUCAUGAUGGCGAUAUAGCUGAGGCUGCUAAUGCUAAUGAUGUAAUCACUCAUUCGGAUGGAUAUAUUCAACUGAGAAAUGAAGAUGACACAAUUGAUUGUUAUAAUCCACAAGUUUCAGAUGAUUCAUCUCCUGUUCUUUAUCAGCAACAGCCCACAUGGACAAUAAGAUUACAGUUAUUAAAAGCAAUGUAUGGUUUAUUAUUUUGUCUAGUGACAGUAUAUUUUUUCGAAUAUUUAAUCAAUCAAUCAUUGUUUGAAUUGCUUUACUUUCAAAAUACACGUUUAACUGCUCCGGAACAAUAUAGAUGGUAUCAAGUACUUUAUCAACUUGGUGUAUUUUUAUCAAGAUCAUCAAUUAGUUUUAUUCCUAUAAGAACUACUUGGUUUAUGUCAUUGUUACAAGCUACAAAUUUUGUAAUUUGUUUAUUACAAGUAAUCUAUGCUUACAUACCAUAUAUAUGGAUAAUGUUUAUGGUGAUAUUUUAUGAAGGUUGUUUAGGUGGUUUAACUUAUGUCAAUACAUUUUAUAAUAUUAUUCAAGUGACUUCUCCAAUUCAUCGUGAACAAGCAAUGGCUAUAGCAGCUGUAUCCGAUUCCAUUGGUAUAGCUUUAGCUGGAAUUCUAUCGAUACCUUUGCAUAAUUGGUUAUGUAAUCUAAUGAUUUAAUUAUUUGUUUUAUUACAAAAUCCAAAUGAAAAAUUAAAUUUUAAUUUAUAAUCUUUACUCUGGAUUACACUGUGAUAUAUUUAUGUAUGUUUAUUCAAUAUUUUAUUCUUCACAUAACUAAUAAUCGUAUUAUUAUUAUUAUUAUUAAAUAGUUUCUUGAUUAUGCAAUCAUUCAUUACGCUGGUAAUGAUGCCUUUAUUGUGUUUGAUUUAUGAUGUACAAAUCUUGUUGACCAGUGAAUUGUUUGUUGACUGUGAUAAUUUAAUUAGUCAAUUAAAUUAAU